Molecule: messenger RNA, 1350 nt
Organism: Vitis riparia (riverbank grape)
Lineage: Eukaryota; Viridiplantae; Streptophyta; Magnoliopsida; Vitales; Vitaceae
Product: autophagy protein 5
Exons: 8
Coding region: 73-1206 (377 amino acids)
Biological process (GO): cellular response to nitrogen starvation; nucleophagy; autophagy of mitochondrion
Cellular component (GO): phagophore assembly site membrane; Atg12-Atg5-Atg16 complex; cytoplasm
Source: RefSeq, a predicted model, not a curated record
AUUAACUGCAAACCUUGUAUCAGGAGUGAAGGACCGAGCAAGAGGAAGGGCGUAGGUGCGUUCCGGGGAGAGAUGGAUGUAGAAGCUAUGGGCAGAGAAGCACAAAAGUAUGUUUGGGAAGGGGCUAUUCCCCUCCAGAUUCAUCUCCAUGAAUCCGAAGUCACCACUCUUCCUCAUCCUUCUCCUGCUCUUGUCUUAGCACCUCGGAUGGGGUACUUACCUUUGUUACUUCCUCUACUCAAGCCACACUUCAGUAGCACACUUCCACCUGGUGUAGAUACUAUUUGGUUUGAGUAUAAAGGUUUGCCACUCAAAUGGCAUAUACCAACAGGCGUUCUUUUUGAUCUUCUAUGUGCAGAACAAGAAAGACCUUGGAAUUUGACGGUACAUUUUAGAGGAUACCCCGGUAAUAUUUUGACUCCAUGCGAAGGUGAAGAUAGUGUUAAGUGGAGCUUUAUUAACUCAUUGAAAGAGGCAGCAUAUAUAGUCAAUGGGAACUGCAAGAAUGUUAUGAACAUGUCACAAUCUGAUCAGGUGGAGCUCUGGCACUCUGUGUUAAAUGGUAAUAUGGAGACCUACCAACGGGUUUCAUCUAAGCUUAAACUUGAAAAAGUUGGAGAUCAGUAUGUAGGGAAACCAAAUUCAAACUUAUUAAAAUCUCGAACAAACACCGGUGAAACGGAUACUGGUGGACCAGUCAAGACAGGUAGAAUUCCAGUUCGUUUGUAUGUUUGGAGUGUGAGCAAGGAUUUUGAUGAUUUAGAAGAUGCACCUCAAAUUGAUAGUUGGGACCAAAUCUCUUACAUGAACCGACCUGUUGAGAUUCACAGAGAAGAAGACAAAUGCUUCACCUUACGUGAUGCGGUGAAAGCUCUUCUUCCAGAGUUAUUUGUGGAAAAAACCUUAAUUGAUGAGGAAAUACCCAGAAUAGAACUUGAAGAAGAAUCAAGAGCCCCUUCAGACGAUGAAAGCAACACGAGAAAUGAGGAAGAUGUUGAGGAAAAACAGGGUGAAAAUGUGGAGUGUUGCUGCCCAUCUGAUGAUGCUGAAACCAAGUUGAAGCUGGUCCGCAUCCAAGGGAUUGAACCAAAAUUGGAGAUACCUUUCUCUUGGGUGGUUAACAACCUGAUGAAUCCGGAGCACUUUCUUCAUAUUUGUGUUUUCGUCAAAGUUCCACAAGCCAAGCCAUUACCACACGACAGGUAAAGUUGGGUUAUUUCAUAUAUAGGCUAAUUAUUGCACGUGAAAAUCUAAUUUGCUGUACAGAAUUUACACAACAGUUAAAACAUCAAUCGGUUAAUGUCAUUAUUUCUCGGCACUUCACUGUGAAAUUCAGUGUGCUUACAUACA